AUGCCGUGCGUCAAGGGUAAAUGUGCGUCUCCACAAGGCCCGCUCAGCUGGAAAAGCGGGACUUUGAUUCGCUUUGAUAACGCCAGGGCCGGCGGAGGCAUCUCUGGGCGGCGUGAAGCGUCCCGUCGGAGCCGCGCCUCCUCGCCGCCGCGUGGAUCCCUCCGCGCGGUUAUCUCGCCCCCAUCUCGCUCCCGCUCCGCGCAGUGGCGGGGUGCGAAAAUGCCUCGCCGGCGCGCACCGGGGCGGCAGCCUCGGCGGCGGCGGCGGCCGCGGUGGGAGGGGGCGGAGGGGGAGGUGAGCGGCGGUGGGGGCGGCCCGGGUCCCGGCCAGGACUACUUCCACCCCGGCGGGGGCAGCCCGGCCGCAGCCUACCAGGCCGCCCCACCUCCUCCUCCGCACCCUCCGCCUCCGCCGCCGCCUCCCCCCUGCGGCGGGAUUGCCUGUCACCGAGAGCCCGCGAAGUUUUACGGAUACGAUAACUUACAGAGACAGCCGAUUUUUACGACCCAGCAAGAGGCCGAGCUGGUACAAUAUCCUGACUGUAAAUCGUCCAGUGGUAAUAUUGGCGAGGACCCAGACCACUUAAAUCAGAGCUCGUCUCCUUCUCAAAUGUUUCCCUGGAUGAGACCACAAGCAGCUCCAGGUAGACGAAGAGGAAGACAAACCUACAGUCGCUUCCAAACCUUAGAGCUGGAAAAGGAAUUCCUUUUUAACCCUUAUCUGACCAGGAAGAGAAGAAUCGAGGUUUCCCACGCCCUGGCCCUCACAGAGAGACAGGUAAAAAUCUGGUUCCAAAACAGGAGAAUGAAAUGGAAAAAGGAGAACAACAAGGACAAAUUUCCCGUUUCCCGGCAGGAGGUGAAGGACGGGGAAACCAAAAAAGAAGUCCCAGAACUGGAGGAAGACAGGGCUGAAGACCCGACAAAUUAACUUCUACCUUUAAAUUUUUACCACAGACUAUUAAAACUAAUGAUCAACAUAUGCUGGUAGACAACCACCGAUUUUCUUUUUUCUGAACAGGACCUUACCUGUGUUUUAAGCUACCUUCAUGUCACUGCUCUUGAGGUUUCUACACUUUCAGAGGGAUUUGGGGUGUCUUAAAAAAAGUUUCUAGUAUAGCAUAGAGGCUGCCUAUAACUGUCCUAUAAAAAGGGUAACUUGAUACUGACCUUGUAGCUAUAUUUUUAUAAUGGUGGUUUUUAAUGUCUGAGCUGGUGAUUUGUCUCAACAACGUAAACUUCCUAAUGAUUAGCACUAAAUGAUUGAAUAUAAAAUGCUUUAUUAAUCAAACAAGUGCACUUGAACAUUUUAAAAUCUUUUCUUUAUGGUGAGUAAAUUAAAACGUCUAUUGAUUUUUAAAAAUUAUGCUGGCAGAAUAUUUACUUUAUAUUAUUUGAUUAAAAUGUGUUAUUUAUGUUUUUUCCCCUGUUUUUAUAGUGGAUAUGUUGGAUGCCUUUUAUUUACUCCUUAAAGAUUUCUUUGUGUAUUUUGUAAAUGUAACGUGUCAGGGAAAAAGUCUGGGCCAAAUAUUUGAAAAGCACAUGUUCGCUGAAGAGUGUAAUGUGUACUACAGGCUCUACAGCUUCCUUAAACUUCAGGAAAAUGUUGGGCCAGUGACAAGACUUUCAGGACAAUGUCAAAAUUGGUGUUUUUAUCAUUUUCUCUCAUCCCUACAAAUGAAUGGCAAAUAAUUCAGAGUAAAUUAAUACUUGAAAAACCAAUUAUAACAUUUUCACUAACUCUUCGUCGCUCUGGUGAGUUACUUUGCUUUCAUUUUGAACUUCACUUGUAAUCACCUGAAAUACCUAAGUCUCCAGACCAGGCUGCCAUUGUGAUUCUGUUCUAAGUAGGUGCCAUUUAUUUAUUUGUAUUCCCUCCGCUGUGUUCGCCUGCUGCUUUUAAGCCAACUUGCUGUGUGCAUCUCAGAAGUCGGUUGGUACAUCCUCUGCUGUUCUUCAGGAAAGCUAUGGUCUUAUCACCUAUUUGAAACAAGCCCUGAGAGCAAAUGAGAAACCUCCAAGUGUAAACAACCGCUCCAGUACUUAGCUAGCGCCUUAAUAAAGAAAUCAAACUCUUUCUAGA
Molecule: messenger RNA, 2082 nt
Organism: Dipodomys ordii (Ord's kangaroo rat)
Lineage: Eukaryota; Metazoa; Chordata; Mammalia; Rodentia; Heteromyidae
Gene: Hoxd8
Product: homeobox D8
Exons: 4
Coding region: 1-930 (309 amino acids)
Biological process (GO): regulation of transcription by RNA polymerase II
Cellular component (GO): nucleus
Molecular function (GO): DNA-binding transcription factor activity, RNA polymerase II-specific; RNA polymerase II transcription regulatory region sequence-specific DNA binding
Source: RefSeq, a predicted model, not a curated record